Messenger RNA from Harpegnathos saltator (Jerdon's jumping ant), 572 nucleotides. RefSeq lists its product as uncharacterized. The transcript is spliced from 3 exons. The coding region runs from base 30 to 572 and encodes 180 amino acids. The record is from RefSeq and is a predicted model, not a curated record. Lineage: Eukaryota; Metazoa; Arthropoda; Insecta; Hymenoptera; Formicidae.
AUUAUUCAUAUUAAACUCUUCGAGGCAGUAUGUCUUCUACCAUCACGAUGUACGCACAAAGGUUCGCUUACUAUAUUAUAGUACUCUUAUUGUUGAAAAUAACACAUUCCCAUAUUUCGGCCAAACAAAAUCACUUAAUGUCGGAACAAUGGGCGUUAGAAGAUAUGCCUUUUUUAUCCAUUAUUUUUGCAACAUCGGAAUAUUUGCCGGCUGGACCAUGUAAAGAAGAUACACGGAGAUUUUUGCAUGACCUACUUAACGGUUCUCUAUGGGCUACACAAAUGUUUGAUUCUUCUACUAAAUAUCCGGAUGGUAUAUUCUACGGACAUACAAGACACGUAGGAAAUUUUGACGAAUGUUAUAACAUGCAAGUUAAUGUUAUCGAAGAGGGUGCUGAUGUGCAUGAAAUCAAUGGAAAAUAUUGUCGAAUCAAUAUUACAUAUAAGAAGAUGCAAACUAUAUCGGUCCAAAAGAAAUCAUCAAAAUCACAGUAUAUAAGCAAUUCGUUGGACAUGAGAAAUUCCUUUUGGAAACUAUUAGAGGUCGAGGAGGACCCGCUUUAUGGCUUCUAA